Messenger RNA from Guillardia theta CCMP2712, 882 nucleotides. RefSeq lists its product as hypothetical. Bases 1 to 882 code for a protein of 293 amino acids. The record is from RefSeq and is a predicted model, not a curated record. NCBI's taxonomy places the organism in Eukaryota, Cryptophyceae, Pyrenomonadales, Geminigeraceae. The transcript has a single exon.
AUGCAGAAAUUCUCUCUUCCUACGAGCGACGAGCAUGAACAAAGUACGAACAAUUCUUCCUCUUCCUCCUUGUCCUCUUCAUCAUCCACCACCACCACCACCACCACCACCACCACCACCACCUCCUCCUCCUCCUCCUCCUCCUCCUCCUCCUCCUCCUCCUCCUCCUCCUCCUCCUCUUCCUCCUCUUAUGUCUACACCCUCGCUUUGUUCUUGUGCGUCGCAUUUGUAUACAGUGUGAAAGCAGUGGCGAUGAUGAAGACGGGGGCCAAUGGAGGAGGAGGAGGAGCAAGAGCAGGAGCAGGAGCAGGAGCAGGAGCAGGAGCAGGAGCAGGAGCAGGAGCAGGAGCAAGCAUGAAAGUGAUCUUCCUAGACGUGGACGGAGUCCUCCUGCCCUUUGGGGACGAAUGCGAUCAAGACAAGUUUACAAGUGAGUCCAUGGAGAGCCUUUCCGCGACCAUGGCGGCAACGAGCGCUACUCUUGUCCUCUCCUCAACAUGGCGAUGCGGCAGACAGCAGGAGGUACUACAGCAGUUCAGCAGCUUCUGCAAGCAGCAUCCAGCCUCUCCUCUCCGUUCCCUCCUCCUCCAGGAUCAAUUUCCCCACACCACCUGCCCUCGCAUGCACAACUACAGGCAGUGGGAGAUCGCGGAGUGGCUGCGGCAGGCGGAGGAGGAGGGAAUGAAGGUGUCAGGAUGGUGCGCCAUCGACGACGAGGAGCUCGUCUCGUGCUCGCCGGGAGACGGUGGAGGGACGCACAACGUGCGAUACGCCAGAAUGUUUCAAGGGCGAUGCGUCAAGACGGCGAGCAGGUAUGAGCAGGAGGGAGGGAGGAAGGGAGGGGAGGAGGCGGCGGAGAAGCUGCGGAAUCGGACUGUCUGA